UCCAGACGAUCAUCAAAAAGCAGUGUACAAGCUCAGAAUCUUCAGGGAAGUGCCAGAGUGAUACGUGACCACUGUGCUGACUGGCAUAACUACUUGCUUAAGUGGGAAGAGUUGAAUGAUGCGGGAGUGACAGUUGCUAAAAAGAUAGUCAAUCGUAAACUACAAGCUGACUACCAGUCUGAAGCAAGUGAACCAGUUGCUGUUCAUUUACCAGGAGGAGCAAAUAAUUCAACAGCAUUUACUAGGCAACAUGAUGGUAUGCCAGAUGGAUUGCAAGAACUCUGCUAUGAUCUACAGAUGGCUUUUGAUGGCCAGGAAAAGCUUGUCCAGAAAAUGGUAAAAGUGACUAAACAUUUGAAAGCCACCAUUGGACUGCAAGACUCGCUUGACAAAAGCUCAACGCAAAUCCUUUUCCAAACAUGGCCAACUAAGUAUUUCUAUGAGACAUCUCAAGAACUGCUGUCUAUGUAUUCCAAGGAAUUAUCAGUUAAAAAAGCUGUGUUAGAAAACAUUGCACAUUCAAAGAGUAGGGAUGUGUUGAUGAUGUACGUAAGCACAUGGCAGAUUCAACCGUACAUUGGAGACAGAGCCAAACUGUUAUUGGAG
Messenger RNA from Anneissia japonica, 606 nucleotides. Its product is annotated as cyclin-dependent kinase 2-interacting protein-like. The record is from RefSeq and is a predicted model, not a curated record. NCBI's taxonomy places the organism in Eukaryota, Metazoa, Echinodermata, Crinoidea, Comatulida, Comatulidae.